Danio aesculapii is the source of this 556-nucleotide messenger RNA. Its product is annotated as ankyrin repeat domain-containing protein 10-like. Bases 134 to 556 code for a protein of 140 amino acids. Lineage: Eukaryota; Metazoa; Chordata; Actinopteri; Cypriniformes; Danionidae. The record is from RefSeq and is a predicted model, not a curated record. Gene Ontology annotation, molecular function: protein binding. The transcript has 3 exons.
UACUUCGCAGUGUUCAGGUCAGUUCCACUGCCUCCUUUGUGUGCGUGGUUGGUGUUUUCUAAGCACGCACGCAAGCUUUCUCACCGGUGGGCUAGCAUAAGCCUAAUAUAUUGGGGUUUCCAAGAUACAGACCAUGUCUGUAGGAGUGGAGUCCGGUUUCUCCUACGACGAAGUGCUCAACAUACGUUACCCGCUUCAUCGCGCAUGCAGGGAUGGAGAUGUCGGCGCACUGUGCUCGCUGCUUCAGCACUCCACCAACCAGGCAGACUUGGUUGCCGAAGACUCUUUUUACGGCUGGACCCCUGUUCAUUGGGCAGCGCACUUCGGGAAGCUGGACUGUGUUAUAAGGCUGGUGCAGGUGGGAUGUGAAGUGAACACACUGACGACUCGAUUUGCCCAGACUCCAGCUCACAUUGCUGCAUUUGGAGGACAUCCAGAAUGCCUUUUGUGGCUUAUACACAGAGGAGCUGAAAUAAACAGACAGACCUACGCCUUCAAGCUAAAGAGAAUUGGGACACCUCUACCCCUUGGUGUGUACGCGCAAAACGAGGGGUAA